GCUUGCGCGGGGCCCGCGAGCCCUCGGCGGGCUACGCUGCGCGCCACCGGCUCAGGGCCGGGAAUGCUGGGAACCGCUCGGUGAACCGUCACCGCCGCGGCCGUCGCCGCCGCCGCCACCCGCGGGGCGAGUCUCUGAGGCGCGGAGAUGAAAUUCCCGGCCUCGGUGUUAGCGUCCCUGUUCCUGUUCGUGGCCGAGACGAUAGCGGCGCUCUACCUGAGCAGCACCUACCGCUCCGAUGGGGACCGCAUGUGGCAGGCGCUGACGCUGCUCUUCUCCCUGAUGCCCUGUGCUCUGGUGCAGUUCACGCUCCUCUUCGUCCACCGCGACCUCAGCCGCGAUAGGCCACUGGUGCUGCUCAUGCACCUGCUCCAGCUCGGCCCCCUGUUCAGGUGUUUUGAAGUCGUUUGCCUCUACUGUCAGUCCAACCCGAAUGAAGAGCCUUAUGUGAGCAUCACUAAGAAACGACAGAUGCCAAAAGAUGGCCUCUCAGAGGAGGUUGAGAAGGAGGUGGGCCAGGCAGAAGGCAAGAUGUUUACCCACCGUUCUGCCUUCAGUCGGGCAUCAGUGAUCCAGGCUUUCCUAGGCUCUGCCCCACAACUGACCCUACAGCUGUAUAUUACCGUCUUGCAGCAGGCCAUCACUACUGAAAGAGGUAUCAUCAUGUCCUUGUCCCUGUUGUCCAUUGUAUAUGGAGCCUUACGUUGCAACAUCUUAGCCAUCAAAAUCAAGUAUGAUGAGUACGAGGUCAAAGUCAAACCCCUGGCCUAUGUCUGUAUCUUCUUUUGGAGAAGCUUUGAGAUUGCCACUCGGGUCAUUGUCCUGGUCCUCUUUACCUCUGUCCUGAAAAUCUGGGUGGUGGCAGUCAUACUUGUCAACUUCUUCAGUUUCUUCUUAUACCCUUGGAUCCUCUUCUGGUGCAGCGGCUCUCCGUUCCCCGAGAACAUUGAGAAGGCCCUGAGUAGAGUGGGUACCACCAUUGUACUGUGUUUCCUCACUUUACUCUACGCUGGUAUCAACAUGUUCUGCUGGUCAGCUGUACAGCUCAAGAUCGACAGUCCUGACCUCAUCAGCAAAUCCCAGAAUUGGUACCGACUGCUAAUUUACUACAUGAUGAGAUUCAUUGAGAAUUCUGUCCUCCUGCUCCUGUGGUAUUUUUUCAAAACUGACAUAUACAUGUAUGUUUGUGCACCUCUGUUGAUUCUGCAGCUACUCAUUGCAUACUGCACAGGCGUUCUGUUCAUGCUUGUAUUCUAUCAGUUUUUUCACCCUUGCAAAAAGCUCUUCUCUUCCAGUGUUUCUGAAAUCUUUAGGUCAUGUCUCAGGUGUGUCUGCUGGUCCUGUAUGAGGAGAAAAUCCUCUGAAUCAGUAGUAAAUGUAGACACAGACUUAAAGUCAUCCACAGAUCAAGAUCAAGGUCAAGAUGAAGAACGAGAUGAAGAUCAAGAUCAAGAUGUAACACCUUCUACCAGUAGACUAAGUCCUGAGACCACUAAGAUGUGGAGUGUUGUUGAUCUAUACUCUGCUUAAUGGAACCUGAGCUGUCUUACAAGAAAUGGAUAUUGUGUUCUGGAUUAAUAACUGUUCUUCAUACAAGUAAUGAGCCCUGCACAGGGGAUAAGGAAGGGAAUUAGCUGCCAAUUCCUUGUGAGCUACUGCCUUUUAUAGAGCUCUUUGAUUUGAGGUAGCUAUGGAAUGCACUGGGGAAGCCUACUACCCCACAGUUUGUUUCACAGUUGACUCUGUUACGUUCUUGCAGGUCUUAUUGGCCAUUUCAUUGACACAGUAUACCUGAAGUUUCAGUUGAGCUGAUCGUAUUCAUCGGAUAUAAUAAAGAGAAAAGCUUGUUUUCUA
Molecule: messenger RNA, 1854 nt
Organism: Arvicola amphibius (Eurasian water vole)
Lineage: Eukaryota; Metazoa; Chordata; Mammalia; Rodentia; Cricetidae
Gene: Xk
Product: X-linked Kx blood group
Exons: 3
Coding region: 148-1530 (460 amino acids)
Cellular component (GO): membrane
Source: RefSeq, a predicted model, not a curated record